GUCAAGGUGACCCAUUUCGCUUGUGGACCCUCUCUCCGUUUUGCUUUGAGUCCUUAUAAGGUAGCUAGCGUUGUAUAUUGGGAAUGAGGGAAAAAGAAAGGGCUCAAAAUGAUCAAAGCAUAAGCUGCGCGCAUGUUCUCUUCCUCAUCGAUUUCCUCUGCCAAUUUUUCUUCGGUGCUCUCUUUUAAGCAUUAAUCCUCUACUCUGUUCAUUAUUGGUCGUUACCAUUGUUGUAAAGAGGCCAAGCUGGACCUCUCCAUAGCCUGUUUUCUUUCUUUCUUUCUUUCCACUUCCAAACAACUACUUUCUUUUUGCCCACAGAAAACAACACCCUCUCGGCUGGCCCAAUAUCCAGACAAUUAUCAGCAGGGUGACCAAUAACAAUGAGUAGUGAACCGCAUAACUCAGAAACAGAAAGCAGCUCCAACUCAUUAUCAUCUAAUCCACCAUCCCCAUCUUCGCCCGGAGAUUCCAAACUGCAGUCACCAGAGUCCAGAAAAAACAAGCACAUGAUCCGGGACUCCGCCAAGAAACCAGUAUACCGCGGCGUCCGCAUGAGAAACUGGGGAAAAUGGGUGUCCGAAAUCCGCGAGCCUAGAAAGAAAUCCCGCAUUUGGCUCGGCACUUUUCCUACCCCGGAAAUGGCCGCUAGAGCCCACGACGUGGCUGCUCUGAGCAUCAAAGGAAACUCGGCCAUACUCAAUUUCCCGGAGCUCGCCCACUCACUGCCCCGCCCGGUCUCGCUCGCUCCACGUGACGUGCAGGCCGCAGCGGCCAAAGCAGCCCAGAUGGAUAAGUUCGACUCGCCAUCGUCGUCGUUGUCGUCGCUGGUUUCGGGGAUGGACUUGUCGAAAGAGUCGGAGGAGUUGAGUGAGAUCGUAGAGUUGCCGAGUUUGGGGACCAGUUACGAGUCAGAGUACUCGGGGAAGGAGUUUGUGUUCGUGGACUCGGUGGAUGGGUGGGAGAUGUACUCGCCGCCAUGGCUGCAAAGCGUGGAGGAUGGUGGGUAUGCUUGUGAUCAAUUGGCAGUGCCAGAGAAUGGAGCACCAAAUAGCUUUGAAGCUGGUUUAUAUGUGGAAUAUAAAUAUUAGCUUAGUGGUGUAUUUUGUGAAUGUGUGUCUAUCUCAUCUUUUGUUUUCUUUUCUUGGUUUUAAGCCCUUUUACUUUUUCUAUGAAGGGUUAAAAACUCUCUCUUUUUUGGCCGUCUCUCUGUGUUUUGUUUAUGUAACCUCUUCGUCAUCUAACUGUACAGCUUAGUUUUAGGUUCCGAAAAGGAAAACGCAUUAAUUUCGUCGCCAUGUUUGUUGCAAA
This is a messenger RNA of Carya illinoinensis, 1311 nucleotides long. RefSeq names its product dehydration-responsive element-binding protein 3-like. The record is from RefSeq and is a predicted model, not a curated record. Gene Ontology annotation, biological process: regulation of DNA-templated transcription. The transcript has a single exon. Lineage: Eukaryota; Viridiplantae; Streptophyta; Magnoliopsida; Fagales; Juglandaceae. Gene Ontology annotation, molecular function: DNA-binding transcription factor activity; DNA binding. Bases 384 to 1091 code for a protein of 235 amino acids.